UAUGAUAAAACCAUCAAUUCAAAUAAUCAGUACCUUGGUCGAUACCGUACAUGUUCCUUUACCAGUUCCAGACAUUGGCACAGAUAUCAGCAUGUCGUUUUCGCCCAUGGAAAUAUCGAGUUGUGAACCUCCGGUAGCGGAUUUGUUGGUUCCUCAGGAGCCUUUCAAAGUGCCCUCAUCUAUUGAAAUCAGCGAACAAAUACCGGAAAGAAAUGCGAGCACCAAUGAUGACUUUUCUGCCUAUGUUCCGGAAUCAUGGAGUUGUUUCAAAAUGCGUACUAAAGUUAUACAACAUACCCUGUUUUCAUACACGAUCGAUGAAGAUUAAUAACGGCGAGCAUUGUCCAAUAACACAAAAAUGUGUUACAAUUGAUGUUGAUGGGAUAUUAAAAUAUUUUGUUUAUGGACGUCACGUUGAUUCGCAACACAAAUUCGAACAAUUCUUAAAAAAGAAAGAAAGGCU
Messenger RNA from Formica exsecta, 463 nucleotides. RefSeq lists its product as uncharacterized. The coding region runs from base 2 to 328 and encodes 108 amino acids. Lineage: Eukaryota; Metazoa; Arthropoda; Insecta; Hymenoptera; Formicidae. The transcript has 3 exons. The record is from RefSeq and is a predicted model, not a curated record.